CGGCCGAGGCCCCCGACCCCCCGCCGCCGCCAUGCCCAAGCCGCCCAACGCCCUGCAGUAAGUCCGGGCCCCGCGGGCCGGCGCCGCCCUCCCCUCCCCCCGCCCCGCCGGUCCCGUGCUCGCGUUCCUCGGGGGGCCUCCCCCGGGCCCGGGGCCCGGCCCCGCUACAAGGGGGGAGGCUCCGGCCGGCGCCGUGCGGGCGCUGGGGGGGCCGAGGACGGCGGAACACACCCACGAAACGAGCGCCAUCCUCCCGAUCCCCUGGGAAGGACGGAGACCACCGGGGCUCGGUGGUGGGCACUGAGAGGGGAAACAAAGCCCUGGGUCGGAAAGCAGGAGCUGGGUUCCGAUCCUCCCCUUUCCUUCUCGGAGCCUCGUUUUCCUCACCUGAGAAGGGAAGCGCUCGGCCAGCGCGCAUUUGCUGAGAGUUUAAGACGAGCCGGCCCGCACCAGAGCCUUGCGGAGGCACGUGGGAGGGUGCAUGGGGCUAAGGAGACGGAGCCCUUCACUUGACAGAUGAGGAAGCAGGCCCGGGUCACGCAGUGCCGGGGACUUAGGCGCGCUGAAGUGCCCGCCUAGGAACCCGUUCCCGGGGUUUCCUGCCUCCGCCACCAAUCCAUCUCCUUGGCUAGGCUUUAGCUUCUCUCAUCUAUAAUUGAGCUGGAUUCGAAGAACAGUAAGUUUCCUUCUUGGAGAAAGAAGUGGCAAACCCGUGAAGGCUCCCGGCCAAGAAUAUCCCAGACGGGUCCUGAAAGGCUCUUUUGGAGAUGGGGGCAUCCGCUUACUGAGGGGACCCCGGGCACGAGUCCCUGCGCUCUCCGCUUCAGCCUCCUCUUCUAGAAAUCAAGGCAGUCUAAACUAGAUGAUACUCAGAGGGACAACAACAACAACUGUCAGCCAGGAUUUUGCUCAGGAUGCUCUUGCUGCCCUUUAAUGCCUCUUGUUAGUGCCCCGCUGGGAUGCCAUUCACCAGCACUCUGUCAGCAAGACCCUGGCUGCAAAUUAGCACCGGUGCAAAGGCAAAAAUAAAACUAAAUUUCCCUCUAAGAAGCAGGCAGGGAGGAGGGAGAUGCCACCCGUAUAUGUAGAAAGUGUUCUGUGCCAAGGACACCCUCCUGUGUAAAGGAGGGCUGAGUCUGGGGGGAAGCUGAAAGCAGAGAUUCUUUUUGGACAAGUGAAAAUUAAAUGUGCCAGGAGGUCUCCCAGGAGGAGAGUUGGAUGUGCCUGACAAGAGAGAGAACAGUGCUUGAUUUAUGAAUUUAGGGACUUGGAAGAUGCUGGGGAACAAGUUUGCAGGGAGAGUGGAGAGGAGCUGCAACAUGGGUCCCCGGUCAGCAGAGAAAGCUGAGAAGAAGGUCCGGGCGGUUGGACUUGGGGCCCAGAAACUGGGGCAAAGUGCUGCCGGGAAAAUGGCCAGGGGAGAGACUGGGGACUGAGCAGAGAGGGUCACAGCUUUGGGGCAGUUCCUCCCAGACGAGGAGGAUGUCCACCACCCGGAAGGUCAGCCUCUCCGUAAGCAAAAUGAGCGUCAACCGCAGUAAAACCAGCUUGAACUUAAGCAAAACCGUGCUGUCAAGGACCACAAGCGUGCUUACAGAUGGCAAGGAAAAGAUGUACUUGCAUCGUCCGAGGCAGCAAAUCCAGGUCUGGGAUUCAAAUGGGAAUGAUGUCACUCCCAAACCCCUUUUCCAUCCCGAUCCCCAUUUUCCCGGAUCCAAGAAGCCUAGUAAGCUGCUCGUGUCCCAGGAUGUGUCUCUCGGCUCAGAUUUUACGGGUUCCUACACCAUGUUUCAGAAUACCAUCAACCCGAGUUUUGUGGGACAAUUCACAAGGUCAGCAUUAGGAAGCAGCACAGUCUCUAAAUCCAGUGCGUCGACCUCGGAGUCCAUCGGAGAAGACCUGGAAGAGCCCUCGUACAGGCGAGAAACAAUCUCCAGUUAUAUGGAUCUCCAGCUUAAGAAAGAAGUGCCAAAAGUCCUAACAAAAGAAGAAUUAGAUGCCAAAGUGGACAUCUACCUCUCAGAGACCGAAACACUGUGGCUCUUUAAUCUGCCAACCGUCUUACAUUCUAUCGAGUCUGAAGAUGCUGAGAAAGUGAAGAAUCGAAAUGCUCUUUAUGAGACCCUUUGUAAAAAUCGAGCUGGCAACGACUUAUAUGUUGAAAGGAUAAUGCAGACUUUUAAUGGCGCACCCAAACACAAGGAGGUUCAAUGUGAUAGAAUCUUAACAGAAGAAAAAGGCAUAAUGACCACCGCCUGGGCUUUGUAUGAUGCUUAUAAUGCCUUGGAGCUUAGUCUUUCAGCAACAAAACUGGAAACAGGAAAGACAGGCAGUUUACAUGAGGGGUCGAAGAAAGACCAGGACUCUAGAUAUCUGAGUGCCACAGACAAAACAAGUGAAACCAGUUCUACGAUCGAUAUCGAAAGCCUCAUUAUGGCUAAAAUUCACGAGGAAGAGGAAGAUCGUUCAGAAUUGAUAUUGAAGUCGGACAGAUUUCAAGAGAAUUUAUUUUUCAUGGAGAGGGUUCUCAUGGAAAAUAUAUUUCAGCCCAAGCUUGCAGCUUAUCGACAGCUUCCUAUCUUAGGCAAGGAGGUGGAAGAAGAGGACAGUUAUCAACAAGUGCAAAAAAUCAAGCUGAUUGAGGAAGAUGAAGAUGUAGAUAUUAUUGAAGGAGAAAAUGUGGAGGCUUCGGAAGAACCCAUCCCCCCCAAUCUCGAACGGCUGUGGUCAUUUUCUUGUGACCUAACAAAAGGGCACAACGUGAGCAGUAUGGCCUGGAACAAAGCGAACCCGGAUCUGCUGGCUGUUGGUUAUGGCCAUUUUGGCUUUAGAGAACAGAAGAGAGGACUGGCUUGCUGUUGGUCACUAAAGAAUCCUAUGUGGCCAGAACGUGUUUAUCCGAGUCUCCAUGGGGUGACAUCUGUGGAUUUCUCUAUAUCAUCCCCGAAUCUUCUGGCUGUUGGAUUCUACAAUGGUACCAUAGCCAUCUACAACGUGCAGAGCAACAAUAGUAUUCCCGUCCUGGACAGUAGUGAAUCUGUUCAUAAGCAUAUUGGACCAAUUUGGCAAGUCCAAUGGGUAGAGCAGGACAAAGGAACUGUGGCAGGUGAAGAAAAAAGAGAAAUACUUGUUACCAUAGGGGCUGAUGGAAAAAUUUCCAAGUGGAUGAUACAGAAAGGACUGAUUUGUCAUGAUUUGAUGAAAUUGAGGAGAACAGCAAGUGAUAGACAAAGAAGGCAAAAUGAGAGAGACAAGAAGGGCGAAGCUUUAAUAUCUCGGCAGGCUCCUGGAAUGUGCUUUUCUUUUCACCCCAAGGACACAAAUAUCUAUCUGGCCGGAACAGAAGAAGGUUUCAUUCACAAAUGCUCUUGUUCAUAUAAUGAACAGUACCUGGAAACCUAUAGAGGUCACAAGGCUCCCGUGUACAGGAUAGCAUGGAACCCGUUCUGCCAUGAUGUAUUCCUAAGCUGCUCCGCAGACUGGGGUGUGAUUCUCUGGAAACAGGACACCUUUAAGCCAUAUUUGAGUUUUUAUAGCACCACGCACGUGAUUUACGAUGUUGCUUGGUCUCCAAAGUCAGCCUACAUUUUUGCAGCAGCAAACGAGCAUAGAGUAGAGAUCUGGGACCUCCACUGCAGUACUUUGGAUCCUAUUAUUGUGAAUUUGGCUAUCCCAGGAGUGAAAUUUACAACUGUCCUGUUUGCUAAAAACACCGAUUGUAUUUUAAUUGGAGAUAGCGAAGGGCAAGUGAUCGUGUAUGACCUGAAGGACAUGCCGUCUUACGUGGACACUGGCCGGGAGGAUGCCAUUAACCUUUUGCUUGGACCUGAGGCAUACAGUGUUUAGUAAUUUGUUGAUGCUGAUCCUUUUUAAUAAAGGAUUUUGAUAUCAAACAUCAGUCAUUUUCUAUAUUUUAGAUUGACUCUUUGAUUUUGGUUAGGCAGAAUAUUAUCUCUAUUUUUACUUUACAAUCAAUUUUAGGAUAAAUCAAAUGAAAGGGUUAUUGGUAUAUUUUAUAUGUGAUUUAAACUGAUUAUAUAAAACCCCAGACAAUGAUAGCUGAAAUUGCCUAUCAUUUAACUGGUGUAGCUACAACCCAAAUUAUAAGAAAAAUACUCUGGCUUUAAUAACAUAACUUGACAAUUAUCUUUAGAUUCCAGGCUUUACUAUGUAUUAACAAGGCCAAAAAAAAGUCCCAAGGGCUCUGAAUGAAGAGUAAUUCUUCAUCUGGUGUUUACAAAACUCUGAUUAUUUUCCAAAGUGCUUAUGAAUUAGGUUUCUUUCUGAAUCAUUAAGAAUAAAUAGUUUGGGCACUUGAUUUCUCCACUUACUAGGGAUGGGAGUUUUCGCCAUGGCUAUAUUAAGCUGUAACUCUUGGUUAGAUUAUGUGGCAGUAGCUUUUCACAAGUUGCCCUGAUUACUUGACAGAGGCUAUUCCAGAACAUGUCAGAUGAGCAGAUUCUGAGCUAGUGGUCUCAUAAUCCUACUUUGUAACUCAUCUAGAACAGAGACGAUUUGGGGCUUCUCCUCAGCCUUCUCAGGCUUGAGAAUCCAGACUUGGAUUUGCAAAGAGAGCUGCUCAGAAUAAAUCCAAUGCAACCAGUAUUGAACUGGAGAACCCCUGUGAAGUUAGGUUCAUUUUGAGGGUGAUUCAGAGGAUAUUUGGGCACAACUUGGUUAGUUCCUUAUUAAAGGGAGUGCUGGAAUUGACACAGUUUUCCAGGAAUUAUCCAGGAUGUGGCAGGUUUAGGACCUCACAAACUAACCUCUCUAAAGACCUGAGCAUCCUGGGCCCCUAUAUGAGCCUAGGCCAGCAGAACAGGGACAGCAGUGUUUGGGGUUCAUGUGUAAGGUUCAUGGGAGCUUCUGCAAACAGCAUUGCUUUUUAUUCUGUUGAAGUGGAGAUGAAAAGAUUGGGCACCGGUGACUCAGUAAAUUCUCUGAAAUGCUGGGUUCCAUGAACAUAGACUCAGUGCAGCUUGAGAGCUGUUGCUAUCUCCCAUUGUGCUUAGUUAUUUCAGCCUCAAAUAAUUAUUAGCAUUCUUUGAUAAUUUUGGACUCAUCUUUUAAACAAACGGACCACUGACAAAAAAGUAGCUUUUGAGCUUUGUUAGGAUAAGGCAUUUUUAAAAAAUCUCUUAAAAAAUGUGGGUGAUGAUUUGAUUCUCUGUUGUAUUAUCCUAAAAGCCGGUUUUUCCAUGAAUCUGCUGAUAAAUGAAUAAAAGUUUGAUACAUUUGGUCCCUCGUCUGGA
Sarcophilus harrisii (Tasmanian devil) is the source of this 5252-nucleotide messenger RNA. It is a transcript of the gene DNAI4, whose product is annotated as WD repeat domain 78. The coding region runs from base 1483 to 3846 and encodes 787 amino acids. The transcript is spliced from 17 exons. The record is from RefSeq and is a predicted model, not a curated record. Gene Ontology annotation, molecular function: dynein light chain binding; dynein heavy chain binding. Gene Ontology annotation, biological process: cilium movement. Gene Ontology annotation, cellular component: axonemal dynein complex. NCBI's taxonomy places the organism in Eukaryota, Metazoa, Chordata, Mammalia, Dasyuromorphia, Dasyuridae.